This is a messenger RNA of Exaiptasia diaphana, 643 nucleotides long. Its product is annotated as dehydrogenase/reductase SDR family member 7. The record is from RefSeq and is a predicted model, not a curated record. The annotation marks the transcript as partial. NCBI's taxonomy places the organism in Eukaryota, Metazoa, Cnidaria, Anthozoa, Actiniaria, Aiptasiidae. The transcript has 5 exons.
GAUAUCCAUAUGAAGCUACAUAUGCAGCUAGUAAAUUUGCACUUCAUGGUUAUUUUGAUAGUCUUCGUAUGGAGUUAAGUGAUUCCAACAUCAAUAUUCAGCUUGUGUGUCCAGGACCUGUCCAGUCAAAUGUGGCAGCUAAUGCUUUUACAUCAAUCAAGGACAAGAGCUUUAAAGACUUACCGUCGUACACUGAUAAUGGCAUACGAAUGCCAACAGAACGUUGUGCCUAUCUUAUGGCUGUUUCAAUGGCAAAUAGAUUGGAUGAAGUUUGGAUUUCAACUCAUCCCAUGCUGACUUGCACUUACAUGAGCCAAUACAUGCCAACAGUAUUCCGAUGGUAUGCAAAAAGAAACUUUCUCAAAAUCAUGAAAAAUAACUACUUUAAACAGUAAUACCAGCACAUUGAGAGUUGCAGCUUUUACGUAUUCCCAGGCAUCUGAUGUAGAACAAUGAAACAGUGUCAGCUAAUAUAUCAAAACAAAAGUCCUUGAUUUUUGGAGGUGAUUGUGUGGCAGAUUCACAGAAACCAGCCUGAUCAAUGAAUUGAUGUUUGGAAAAAAAUCUUGUAAAUCUGAAUGAAAGAAUCGUUCUCGUGUAUUUUUUUAAUAGGGGGAAAUAAUAAAGAUCAAACAGAACUUUU